Molecule: messenger RNA, 2721 nt
Organism: Peromyscus leucopus (white-footed mouse)
Lineage: Eukaryota; Metazoa; Chordata; Mammalia; Rodentia; Cricetidae
Gene: Kiz
Product: kizuna centrosomal protein
Exons: 10
Coding region: 70-1890 (606 amino acids)
Biological process (GO): spindle organization
Cellular component (GO): centrosome
Source: RefSeq, a predicted model, not a curated record
UUGUUUACCCGCGGUGCAUGUCGGGGCGGUCUCCUUUGGCAACGCAGGCCCUCGCGCUGCCCCGGGGCGAUGCCGCGAGGGCGCGGUGGCGGUGGCGUGCGCCAGAUCCCCGCCGCGUCCGCGCCCUUGGCGAGUCCCAGCUACUACGAAAGGGUGGGCCAGCUCCAGCAGGCGCUGCGGGACAGUGAAAAGAAGAGAUUUGACCUGGAAGACAAGCUUUAUGAAUACAAUAAGUCUGAUAAGUGCAGAGCUAAGCUGAAAUGUGCAAAACUAAAGAAAUACCUGAAGGAAAUAUGUGAAUCUGAAAGGAGGGCUCAUGUCCGAAACCAAGGAUAUUUAAAGAAGUUCGAAUGUGUCCAGACUUAUGUUGAACACUUGACCACAAAUACAGAGAAGCUUCAAAAACUGAAGACUGAAUAUGAGGCUGAAAUAAAGAAGAUGCACCUACUGUUAAAAGACAGCCUGGGAAUGAAAGAUGAAGACAGAGAAAAGGAUGCAGUGCAGGCAGGAAUUAACUCAGGGACAGCCAUGUCAAGAGGAUUGUAUCAACCAGCAACAAUCUUUAUGGGCCGCCAGAUGUCAGCCAUCUCAAGCAUUGACGAUUUCAGUACACAGCAGAAAUCUAACCAGCCCACAAAGAACUGUUCAAUUCCUGACCCACAUUCACACCAACAGACAGCCCAGAGCAGCUGUGUGACAGACAGCUGUGUAGUACAAACUAAUAGUGACACACAGUGCUUAAAUAAGUCUGACAAAAUAGAUGGAAAGACAUCUCUUCAGAUUGGUGAGCAAACGCCAGUCACAAGCCAUGUAUUGUCUGAGGAAGAACAAACUCAUUGCUUGGAGAUAGGGAGCAGCACACGUCACAGCAAGAGUAAUUUAUCUGAAGGCAGAAAGUCUGCUGAACUCCAUUCCUCGUUACAGGAAAGAUUAAGUCCAGAGAACAGAACCACUGAUUUAAAGUGUGACAGUUCCAGCAGAUCAGAGGGAUCAGACGGAGAAAUACUGACACAAGAACAUAUUGAAGUCGGGGAAGAAAGAGCUAGGCCGCCGGUCCCCAUGCUAUCAGUUUCAGAACACCGUGCAUCUGCAAAUAAGUGGGCUGGAGAGAGGCAUUCUGCUUGGGAAGGUUUCUCAGAUGCUCUUGCUCAUGGGGACCCAAAGUCACAAAAGGCCUUUCUGAAAAUGCAGGAGGAGCAGCAGGAGGAGGAGGAAAGUUCAUGCAGCAGCAGUGACCUCACAGUUUCUGUCAGUGAAGAUGAUCUCAUUUUGGAGAAUCUGGAGUCCUUGCCAAAUCCAGGAGCCAAGAUGGAGGGUGAAGAUGGAAGGCAGGCCUCACGAUCAGGCUACACCGAGCAGCAAAGAGAUCUACUCUUCACUGAUUACGGUUUGCACACCCAAAGCUUUCCUGAUUCAGAAAGGGAGUCCUCCCCAGACUCACCGAGACAAUCUGAACAAGUACCAGAUUGGCACUUAUUGAAGACACAAGGACAGUGUAUGAAGGAACGUGAUAAUUCUUCUAAAGAAGAGGCCACAGCAUUAUUGAAAAAAGUCCUUACAGAAGAAUGUGACCAUAGGUCAGCUAUUCACAGCAAUGAAUCAUCUUGCAGCAUGCCAUCUAUUCUGAAUGACAAUAAUGGAAUAAAGGAAGCAAAACCCGCUCUGCGGCUCAACAGUGUUCUUACAAGGGAACAAGAAGUUUCAAGUGGCUGUGGAGAUGAGAGCAAGGAGGAAAGCAUAGCUGCAACCCCAGCCACAGUAAUUAAAUUGCCUGAAACCAAUGUUUUAAAAAUGUUCAAGGUAGGAAAUUUGCUCAUGCCUCAGAUACAAAAGCCUGUCUGGAAAUUUAAAAUUCUCACUAAUCAUGCUUCAUCUAUCAAGACAUACUAAGACUUCUGCACAUGUAUGAACUGUGUUUAUAGGUGGAAUCUGAAUUGUAUCAUUACAGUUUUUAGGCUUAAAAUAUCAGCAAGCAGCAAUUAGUAUUCUGAACAGAACCUUAUUUGUUGUACAUCUAAAUUUUCUAGAUCCUUAUUUUGUGAAGUGGUAUGUUGCUUCAUUAUAAAUUCCAAGGUCUGACUUUAAAUAUUUAUACAAGUAAACACACCAUUGCUGAGGUACUGAGCAUGCAUCUGCAUAUGAGAUAGUUUUGUUUUCGCUUACAAGCAAAAAUGAAUGGCUUGCUUUUAUGGUAAUAUAAUUCACGGCAUGAUGAUUUUUAAACUCAAGUUUCUGUUAUGAACUCUUGUUUUGAAAAUGGAGUUUAUAGCAGAGCAGUUACUAUGUGUAUAUGUAACAUUUCACUCCAAAUACAGAGAUUUUCUUCAGUUUUAAAUAUUUUUUCCCAAUGAUGUUCAUUGUGUUCUUAUUUGUCAUUUUAAGAAAAUUCUGAUAGGGUUUCCUCUGAUUUUUUUUUUGUUUUUGUUGUUGUUACUAGAAGUAUAGAUGAUCCUAAGCUGCAGAUAUUCAUGAAGUUAUUUAGUUAUCUUUUUAAUAUAUUUACCUUUGAGUGCAGAAGUAUUUAAUGGCCUCUGAAUGUAUUUCAAUUAGGAUUAUAAACUGUGAUGUUUACAAAGAAUCAUCUGUAAACUUAUUUAAAAUAAGUUGUAAUUUUAACAGCCCACCCUCCAUCUAUCAAUAGUUGACAGAGAAUACCAUGCCAUAGCCUGCUAAGGUAUUGGCCAUUAUAAAAUAGCACAGGAGAGCUGGGUCUGAUGGAGG